UCUCGGAAUGUGGAGUUUUUGGGGGUCUGACACUCUCUCAAAAAGCUCUUCUUCUCUCUCGCAUUGAUUCUCACUCAGACAUUUUCACAACCAGGAGAUCGUCAUUUCUCGAUUCGAAUCAAACACUUGGCCGCCGGCAAUAAUCGGCGACGGCGUGGUGGAACUCGGUGGCAGUUUGUUCUCUCCUGAGUAGAAAUCUCGAGAGAUCUGGUUGAAUUGCUUUUAAAAUAAAGGCGUACGCCGGAAAUUUCCGAAGCAGAGCUGGAGACCGUACAGGAAGGGAAGCAGAAGGGUCCGCCUGCGGCCACCAACGGUCAGAUCCGGUACCGAUCGCCGUCAUCUGCGGAGCUUCUCGAAGGUCAGACGAAUUCUCCGCCUUCCGAUCAGGACCACCAUCAUCACAGUCAGAGCCUUUUCGAAUCGGAAAAAAUGUCUAAGCGACCAGGCGGAGGUCGGCCUCUGGGUCACGAUUCUUUCGGGGAUAAGAUCCAGAGGUACAGAGGGAUAUUUUUGCUCGUCUCCGUGCCUUUGCUCCUCGUUACCUUUAUCGUUUACGUGAUGCCGACGCGUUCCGAAUACACCAUUGCUAACCGCAAGGUUUCGCCUACAGCACUCAGAUCCAAGACCUCUUAUGCCGUUAUCUUUGAUGCUGGUAGCUCCGGUAGCCGCGUCCACGUCUUCAAUUUUGAUGGCAACCUUGAUCUGAUCCCCAUUGGUGGCAAUCUCGAGCUAUUCUUACAGAUUAAACCAGGACUAAGCGCAUAUGCUGAUAACCCUCGCUCUGCUGCCGAAUCUUUGAUUGGUCUUCUUGAUAAAGCGCAGGAGGCAGUUCCCAAAAAGCUGCGUUCUUCAACUCCAGUUCGAGUUGGGGCUACUGCUGGCUUGAGAUCUUUGCCCGGAGAUACAUCUGAACGCAUUUUGCAAGAAGUUAGGGAUUUGCUGAGAGAAAGAAGCAGUUUCAAACUUGAGUCAAAGGAUGCAGUGUCUGUUAUUGAUGGAACUCAAGAAGGAUCCUACCAAUGGGUGACAAUAAACUUCUUGCUUGGCAAAUUGGGGAAGAAAUAUGGAGAUACAGUUGGAGUUGUUGACCUUGGAGGUGGAUCAGUUCAAAUGGCUUAUGCAAUCUCUGAAGCAGCUGCUGCGAAGGCACCAAAACCAACAGAGGGAGAGGACACAUAUGUGAAGGAAAUGUAUCUCAAAGGCAGAAAAUACUUCCUCUAUGUUCACAGUUACUUGCGCUUUGGCCUAUUAGCAGCUCGAGCAGAGAUUUUGAAGGUUUCUGGAGAUUCUGAAAACCCUUGCAUUUUGGGUGGCUAUGAUGGGUCUUUUAAAUAUGGAGGACAAACAUAUAAAGCAUCAGCUUCCUCAUCUGGCUCAAGUUUAGACGAGUGCAAGAUAAUAACUGGCAAGGCUCUAAGAAUAAGAGACACGUGUUCGCACAUGAAAUGCACAUUCGGUGGGGUGUGGAAUGGCGGAGGAGGGGAUGGACAGAGGAAUCUUUUCGUUGCUUCAUUUUUCUUCGACAGGGCAGUUGAGGCUGGUUUCGUCAAGCGCAGUAAACCUGUAGCCACUGUUCGUCCUUCAGAUUUUGAAGAGGCAGCCAAGCGAGCUUGCCAAACUAAACUCAAAGAUGCAAAAUCUUUAUAUCCAGAUGUGGACGAGUCUAACUUGCCAUACAUUUGCAUGGACCUCGUUUACCAGUACACCUUGCUUGUCGAUGGUUUCGGUCUGGAUCCUUGGCAUGAGAUCACGUUGGUGAAACAAGUUAAAUACAACAAUGACUUGGUUGAAGCAGCAUGGCCUCUAGGCAGUGCCAUAGAGGCCGUAUCGUCGUGAACAUAAUCGCGGAUGACACGAUCGCCAGCCAACCAGCCAGCUAACUUGCCUACACUACACCCUUGAGCAUCAUCCUCGAGCAACACGCCGCCCGAGGUCAGACUCAGACUCAGACUCUGAAUAUUUUGGUAUAAGAUUGGAUUCGGAAAUUUGAUUUUGGUAUAUAGGAUAGGUAUGAAAUAAUGAGAGAGAUAUGUUGUGGUGCAAUUUAUGUUUUGUUUGUAGUUAGUCCCAUUUUUUUUUAUCAUUACCAUUUGAGAGAAUUUGCUGAAAUUAGUUCAUUUAGAUUUAUUUAGAAGUGGGGGUCGAAAAAAUAUUGGCGUAUUCUUAUUCCAUUCAUGUCACUACCGCUGCAGAGCCCAUUUUUUUUGUUUUGUUCUUGUUUUUGUUUUUAUAUUUGUUUUCUGUUUUGGCUCAUAUGCAUAAUAGAACCAACGAGUACUGUAACCAAAAUUAAAACCACAAUUUGUCUAAAUUAGAUCUUGUUCUUGUAUUUAAACAAGGCAAAGGAAAUAAUUGUUUUAGUAGCA
Messenger RNA from Humulus lupulus (European hop), 2366 nucleotides. RefSeq names its product apyrase 2-like. The coding region runs from base 430 to 1836 and encodes 468 amino acids. Gene Ontology annotation, molecular function: nucleoside diphosphate phosphatase activity. The transcript has 10 exons. Gene Ontology annotation, cellular component: membrane. Gene Ontology annotation, biological process: nucleoside diphosphate catabolic process. Lineage: Eukaryota; Viridiplantae; Streptophyta; Magnoliopsida; Rosales; Cannabaceae. The record is from RefSeq and is a predicted model, not a curated record.